Messenger RNA from Tachysurus fulvidraco (yellow catfish), 977 nucleotides. It is a transcript of the gene dnajb9b, whose product is annotated as DnaJ heat shock protein family (Hsp40) member B9b. Gene Ontology annotation, molecular function: protein-folding chaperone binding; misfolded protein binding. The record is from RefSeq and is a predicted model, not a curated record. The coding region runs from base 170 to 784 and encodes 204 amino acids. Gene Ontology annotation, cellular component: endoplasmic reticulum. The transcript is spliced from 3 exons. Lineage: Eukaryota; Metazoa; Chordata; Actinopteri; Siluriformes; Bagridae.
CUCGCCAGUAGUAAGAGAUGAGUUGAGAUGAGAUGAGUUACAAAAUAUCUGGAACCAAGAUUAACCUCUAUCAUACUGAUGGAAAGAACAAAGUGUGGAGGAAGAAAGGACCUGCUGAUGGUCCAUAAGAUACACCAUUGGACAUGCACAUUGAAGCCUGAGAACAGACAUGGCCGCAACCCAGUCAAUGUUAGCUGUAGCCGUGUGUGUCCUGAUGAUCAGUGAGACGAUCUUGGCCCAGAAAGAUUACUAUGAAAUCCUGGGUGUUCCCAAAGAUGCCUCAGAGCGCCAAAUCAAGAAGGCCUUUCACAAACUGGCCAUGAAGUAUCAUCCAGACAAGAACAAAAGCCCAGAUGCAGAGUCAAAGUUCAGGGAGAUUGCUGAGGCAUAUGAAACACUGUCGGACAGUAAGAGGAGGCAGGAGUAUGAUCAGAUGAGGAGUAACCCUUUCUCCAGAGAGGGCACACAAGGAACUAGGGGCGGUCAGUUCCAUCAGCCGUUCAGCUUCAAUUUCGAGGACAUGUUUAAAGACUUUGAUAUUUUUGGACAGCCGACACAGUCCCAGCAUAAUAAACAACAUUUUGAGAGCCACUUCCAAGCUCACAAAGAGGCACACAGAAGCAGCUACGAGAAUUCAUUCGGCGGCGACAUGUUCAAUAUGUUUUCAGACUUUUUCUCAUUCAACGAACAAUCCGAGUUUCACGGUUCGGCCAGCCAACAGCGCUGCCACACAGUCACUCAGCGCAGAGGAAACAUGGUGUCCACAUACACAAAGUGCUCCUGAUUUCUUCUGUAAGGACAUGAGUUACUUUAGAUAAUUGAACUUCUUGCUGAUGCUUACUUCUGUGACUGAACCGGUUCUGAGACAUGAGCAGUUAGUGUGGAGUAAUGCUUCCGACUUGACACUUUAAACCAAGGGCUUAAAUUCAGGGUUUUAUCAAAAAUGCUUUUUUUUUUUUUUUUUUUUGCUUUUCCCC